Chinchilla lanigera (long-tailed chinchilla) is the source of this 1978-nucleotide messenger RNA. It is a transcript of the gene Zkscan4, whose product is annotated as zinc finger with KRAB and SCAN domains 4. Lineage: Eukaryota; Metazoa; Chordata; Mammalia; Rodentia; Chinchillidae. The record is from RefSeq and is a predicted model, not a curated record.
GUCUCAGGCGACCGAGGACAAGCACUGGCGGGACUGGCGACAGCGGCCCGGAGGUCACAGAGUGGCCGAGUCCGGGCAGUGAAGCCUCUGCUCAAGCGUACGUCUGGGGGAUCCCAGCCCUGGAAGGACACUGUUCUCCAGGUCCCAGGGUUUGCUCAGGGAGGCAGAAGCACAGAAGAUGCCAUGGCAGCUGCCAGAUCUCCUCCAGAGUCCCAGGAGUUCCUGAAAAUGGAAGGUGUGACCCUGAUGCUCUCCCCUGGGUGGACACAGCUGGGUUCUCCAGCGAAAUUCUGCAGAGGUAAAAGGCAGGGGAGCUGUGGCCACCCCAGUUCCCUAGGUGGUGAAAUGCAGGCUAAGAUCAGGGGCUUGUCUCCAGCUAAGGAGUGUCCAGGACAAGAGCCUGGGCAGACUCCGUGCCACCUGGAUGAGGACACUGCCCAAGUUCCUGUCUGUGCUGAAGCUGGUGAAUGGGAGGACAGGUUACAGAGAAAGCAGAAAAAUGCUACAGGGAGCAGGCGGCACAUUUGCCUUGAAUGUGGAAAGAGCUUUGCUCAAAGUUCAGGCCUGACCAAGCACAGGAGGAUCCACACUGGAGAGAAACCCUACGAGUGUGAGGAGUGUGGGAAGACCUUCAUCGGGAGCUCUGCCCUUGUCAUUCACCAAAGAGUCCAUACGGGUGAGAAGCCGUAUGAGUGUGAAGAGUGUGGCAAGGUCUUCAGUCACAGCUCAAACCUUAUCAAACACCAGAGAACACACACGGGAGAGAAGCCCUAUGAGUGUGAGGACUGUGGGAAAACCUUCAGCCAGAGCUGCAGCCUCCUUGAACAUCACAAGAUUCACACUGGGGAGAAGCCAUACCAGUGCACCAUGUGUGGCAAAGCCUUUAGGCGGAAUUCACAUCUCUUGAGACACCAGAGGAUCCAUGGAAAUGAAAAUAAGCUUGGAGAGGUUGGUAAGGCCAAGAUGGAAAGCCAGUGGGACAGUGCUGAAACUCCUGUGUCUUUCAAAUGUAAUGAGUGUGAGAGAAGUUUCACGCGGAAUAGAAGCCUUAUUGAACAUCAAAAAAUCCACACUGGUGAGAAACCCUAUCAGUGUGAUGCGUGUGGAAAAGGCUUCACCCGAACUUCAUACCUCUCUCAGCAUCAGAGGAGCCAUGUAGGGAAGAGUUCUGUCUCAGUGACCCCAUGUGUGCAUAGCAGAGUUGGUGCUCAUUUGUAAUUGAAUGGAAGCCACGUGGAGCCUUGCUGGCUACAGAAGUUGUGGGUGGGGUUUUAUUUACUAAUACACAUCAUCAGGUGUUAGAAAAUAUAUUCUGGCUGGGGUGAAUUAUCGUCUAUAUUUUAGAAGGUGAUUGGAACAAUACUUGACACAAUAGCGUGGGAAUAUUGCCUGGAAGAGGUAGGACCUGAGGUGUUUUGUUCUCAUGUGUCAAAUUUAAUUGGCCGUUCAGAAUGACCAGUGGACUGCAGGCCGCACUUUUUUCUCCUAGAUGGAUGGCUCCUGAUUUAUGGGGCUUCUGCUCUCACCAUUCAGUUGCCAGUAAUGAGUCCUUCAUGAGUUGGUCACAACGAGAAUGGCUUUUACCUGUCAUUGUGCCUUGCGUAUAGGUGCUAAUAAACAUUUACUAGACAUAUCAUAAAAUGACCUUUAAAGCUGUGAACAUCUGUCUCUGAGUUUCUGGUGAAUUUCUAAGGCUGUAUGUGUUGUUAUCUAAUUCUUGAAGAUUCUAGAUUCUGGGUCCAUCUGAGCUAAAUAUGUAAUGUUUCCAGAGUUAAGGUGGGAAUCCGUAUUUCUCCAUGAGGGUAGCACUUAAAGUAAGAAUACCUUAACAGGAAAGGCCUUUAGGCAUAGUUCUUAAUCGCCGAGAACCUUGGAGACAGCUGCAGCCCUAGGACUCUAAUAGUACACAUGAAAUUUGCUGUUCUUUAAAGGGAAGUCUUUCACAAUCUGGUGAAUAAAAAUCAAUGUAUUAAGUCAG